Messenger RNA from Choloepus didactylus (southern two-toed sloth), 821 nucleotides. RefSeq lists its product as uncharacterized. The record is from RefSeq and is a predicted model, not a curated record. NCBI's taxonomy places the organism in Eukaryota, Metazoa, Chordata, Mammalia, Pilosa, Megalonychidae. The transcript is spliced from 4 exons. The coding region runs from base 1 to 705 and encodes 234 amino acids.
AUGACAGCAAGGGUCCAGGCCAUGCCGUCCAGCCCAGAAGCUCCACACAAGGAGCAGUGCUGGCUGGGGGCCUCUGGCCAGCGGUUAGAGUCAUGUGCAUCCUCCACCUGUAUAGCGGUCCCGGCAGGAAGGCCGGCCCGGGUGGACUGGCCCAGGGCCCUGCACCCGGGCAAGAUGGCCACGCCUCCGGCUGAGACGGGGAUCCCAGUAUGGAAGAGACUGAGACAAGAGCUUCCCAACCUGCUCCUUCACUCCCAUGACUACACUCUAUACCCAUCAGAUGUGGAAUUCAUCACUGAGAUCCUGAAUAUACGUACCAAAGGCCGGACAUUGUACAUUCUAUCACUGACCCUCUGCCGCUUCCUGGCCUGGAACUAUUUUGCACAACUUCAGUUAGAGGUUCUACAGCUGACCCGCCACUCCGAGAAUUGGACCCUGCAAGCCCGUUGGCGGCUUGUGGGGCUGCCCAUCCACAUGCUCUUUCUGCGUUUCUACAAGCGUGACAAGGAUGAGCUUUACCGGACCUAUGAUGCCUAUUCUACUUUCUACCUGAAUUCCAACGGCCUCAUUUGUCGCCAUCGCCUAGACAAAUUGAUGCCUUCACACUCACCCCCAACGCCUGUGAAGAAGCUGCUAGUGGGAGCCCUGGUGGCCCUGGGGCUGUCGGAGCCAAAACCCAACUUGCACCUGUUUUCCAAAGCCUGAUCCAGGAAUGGAGAUGGAGACAGCACUUGAAGACUUUGUUAUGCACAAGAGACAGGGGUGGAGGUGGCAAGGAAUCUCAGUAGCCAGCUUCUUUUCCCAAUUCUCCUUCCUUCCUU